GGAAUAUACAUUUGAUCAAAGGCAACCAUUAACUUUGUUUACUAAUCUCUCUCUCUCUGCCUUUUACCUUUUUCUCACCUUUACUUUGCCUCUUUGUCCAAGUGUCUGCUACUGUGAAACUUCGUUAUCCGUGGUUACUUUUGUUCAUUUUACCCAACAGAAGUUUUAUUGCUUUGGAUCCCCCCCCCCUCCCCUCCUCGCUUUAAAUUGCCACACUUUCCCACGCCCACCCAAGCAAAGAAACAAGUGAAAGACGACACCAAAACUUCGAUAUCUCUCUUCCAACCACCCAAUUCCUCGUCUCUUUGAUAAAGUCAGGCCAUUCGCCCGACAUAUUCAAACGCUUGUUUGUCUCUCUCUUUCACUCUUGUCUCUCACAAUAUGGAUGAUUAUUACAGGAGGAGCCAUGUUCCAGCUUUUGGUAGCUGGGAUUGGAACAAUGACCUUCCGUUUACUCAGUGUUUUGAAACGGUUAGGCAAACUGGAUUGCUUCGUUACAGCUACGCCGAGGAUCGUGAUUUAUAUGUUGCCGGCGAUCUCUAUGAGAACGAUGUUGUUACCCCUGCCAUGAUUGUUGUUCCUCGUAAAAAGAAAAAAGUAGGAGAGUCGCAUGUUAAAGAAGGCAAAAAGCAAAGGUGGGAGGUGAGCGAGGAGAAAGCAGCAGCAGCAACAAGCCCCAUUGUUAUGGCCAAGCCAACUCCAAAACCCGUUGAUGAAGACCUUUACAAAAUCUCCCCUGACCUCCUUUACCCAAAACCCAAAAAGUUGUGGUUUAUGCAGAAAAAAGGGUUGGGGUUACUUUCAAGCUGCUUGGUACCAAGUUGUUUAUCGUGAAGCUGCAAAAAGCCUAUAUAAUUAGGAGGAUUACGUAAAUAUUGCUUUUGAAGAAGUUGGCAUGGGGUCUGUUUUGAUCUUUCCCCCUUCCCUUUGUAUAUUAGAGGGGAUCACUGGGGUUAAGAUUUCUAAUUAUUAUGUGAGGUUACUACUUAGGACCACAAUAUUCUUCUUUGUAAGACAAUCUUUUGAUGAUAUGAAUUAUUAUAUAGAAAUUAAAAUUGAAAAAAAUGAUUCUUGUUCUCAA
Gossypium raimondii (Peruvian cotton) is the source of this 1081-nucleotide messenger RNA. RefSeq lists its product as uncharacterized. The record is from RefSeq and is a predicted model, not a curated record. Lineage: Eukaryota; Viridiplantae; Streptophyta; Magnoliopsida; Malvales; Malvaceae. The transcript is spliced from 4 exons. Bases 382 to 834 code for a protein of 150 amino acids.